Messenger RNA from Ixodes scapularis (black-legged tick), 1842 nucleotides. RefSeq names its product protein shisa-5. The record is from RefSeq and is a predicted model, not a curated record. The coding region runs from base 454 to 843 and encodes 129 amino acids. Lineage: Eukaryota; Metazoa; Arthropoda; Arachnida; Ixodida; Ixodidae. The transcript has 3 exons.
GAGUAACAGGGUGACAGUCCUGCGUCGCCAGUGUUGCACGUUGCUAAUCAGCGCGCAGAGAUAAGCUUUCGGAGAUAACGAAAACGAAAACACACCGUCUCCACUGCGCGUUCGCUUGUGUUCGGUAGCUCGUUAGUUCGGUAGCUCGUUUUGACAUUAAUUCAAGUCGAGCAAACGUCUAUUCUGGCAACCCGACCUCGAUCCGACCACAAGCACAAGCAGCAACAGACGACGGUUCGCCGCAGCUCCUCCCAUUGCUGCUGUAAACAAACACGUUUAGGUCAAAUACGCGCCACCAUCUCUAAGCGGAUGCAGCACUGUCGGAAACUUCACCCUGUCACAACGGAAAUAGGAUAGCUGUCUUGCACGACUUCGCCAGGACUCCACACACCCAGUUCUCUUUCGGAGUGCGCCUGCCGUGAACGGGUUGCUUGAGCACAGCAUUCUCGUGAAAUGGAUUCCAAGUGCAGAUUGCCUGUCUGGGUUAACCUCUUCAUCUUGUCUCCAGUGCGGGGUCAUAUUUAUGAAGACCACCUUGGUGGACAGAUCUCGCUUCUGGGCCCGCUCGUCUGCUUCGCCAUCUUCAUCGCCAUCUGUGCCUGCUUCUGCCGCGAGUGCAGACGCAGAGAAGCCAUGCUCGCCUCCGGCACGACUGUGGCAAUGCCUCCGGAUCCGUUCCAGCUGUCUCCCCACAGGCCCGGAGCCAUGCUGUACGAACCAGCGGUGGCUGGGGUGCAUCCUCAGCACCUGCCCUCGCAGCCCAUGGCUCCUCCGCCGGGCUUCGUGAGCUACCCUUACAACACCAUGCCCCACGAUCCACCGCCACCCUACGAGUACAAGUGACUCUGGCAUCGCCAAAAACUGGGGGUUGUGAACUGUGCAUUCCGACGGGGCUGGCACACAACUGUAGAUUGGUGUUCCGUAAUGGACAGUAUUACUCAUUCGAGGCACGCUGCUACAGGCCAUAGGUCAUUUGUGGUGUUCUCGGAAGAAACGGCUAUAAAAGGCUGCUGACGAUAGAAUGUAACCAGAGAGAUCCAGUGUGGUCCUUGCCCACUUUGUUUUGGUGGACAGUUUAGUUUCUGGAGCUGUUGCAUGUUUUGCACAUGCUUAAGCUGUCUUGAUCUGAAAAUAAAUGGUACAAGUAUUCUGGGCCACAUUUUUAAGUGCCCUUCAAAAUAGACGAGAUUGUUAUUCUCUAGACAAUGACAGACAGUUUACGCCGGUUGUGAAAUUAGCUCGGUGCAAAGUGAUGGUGAACGCAAGUUUGCGCAUGAACUACCUAUUGCUGUUUUGAGGCACAGACUUAGCUUUGUAUUACUGUGGGCUGGCACAAAUACUUUCCAGAGAGCUGCGACACUGCUUUAGCUAUACAGCCGUAAUUACUCAAGGCGGCUACUCAACCUGGUGCUGGCAGGCCAUUAUCCGUCCAGUGUCUUUAUUGCCUACUGCAGGGAUCAUAUCCGACGAGAUUUACAGGUUGUGCUACCCUUGUCGAGCGUUUGUUUAUGCACACAAUUUUAUUCUAAUGAACGCAUAUCCCACUUCCCAGGUUUUAGACUAAAAUGUAUUGAACGGUGAACUUUACACAUUUUGUUUGUGGAGGUAAACAUUUUGGUUUUAUGGAAAAUGUAUUUCAGAAUGAACUGUACCAAAGCAGUGUAUAGUCUGGUGUACAAUCAUAUAAAACAAGUUACCAAGGAAGGGUCCUGUGUAUGACACAUUGGACUGUAUCCUCCACAGAUUUGUUUUCUCAAGCCGAACAACCCUCCCCUAAAUGAUGCGUGUACAUGCCAAUUAAAGUCCUGGGUGGAGUGGCAAAUAAAAAAAUGCUAUACUUGC